CCGUUUUUCUUUCGAAUGGGCUGCUACUUGCCAUGGGGAUGCUUGUUCCUGGUCCUGUGCAUAGUGUACUCCAGGUUUCCGACUUCUUCAGGCUGCAUCAUGGAGGAAAGGGCGGCUCUCAUGGAUAUCAGCUCCUGGAUCAUGAGCACAAAGUCCGAGGUUCCCAGUUCGUGGGAACACGGUGAUGACUGCUGCUCCUGGGAAAGAAUCAUGUGUGACAAUAGCACACGGCGUAUAUUGCAUCUCGACCUUUCCCAAAUCUACCAGCCAAACGCUGCCUAUGGAAGUGAUGGUUCCACAUCAGUUGAAGUGGAUGCUCCAUGCUGGAAUCUGAACAUGACGAUCUUUUCUUCGUUUCGGGAGCUUCAGCUACUGGAUUUCUCUGGAAAUCACGCUUGUUUACAAAAUUUCAAUGGUCUUCAAGGAUUGAGGAAGCUCAAGUAUCUCAACCUCAGUGACAACACUUUCAUAGGGAGAAUCCCAGUAUCUAUCAGCAAACUAGUUUCUCUGGAGGUCAUAAAUCUCAGAGGAAAUAACAUGAGUGGGCCUCUUCAGAAUACAGGUUUUAAAAAUCUGCGGAACCUGCGAGAAUUGUAUUUGGGAUCCAAUCAGUUGAGUGGUAGCCUUCCAGCAUCCAUAUUUGCACUUCCAUGCCUUGAGUACCUGGAUCUUUCAGAAAACCUCUUUCUAGGACAUAUACCUAUAAACUCAUCUUGGAAGUGUCCCUCAAUGCUUCAAACUAUCUGGUUAUCUGAAAACAUGCUAAGCGGUAAAUUUGAUUUCUUCUGGCUCAGAAACUGUACCAAGCUCAGAGACAUAGAUCUGUCGAGGAAUACUGAUUUGGUUGUUAAAGUGAAACUUCAUGGUUGGGUACCUAAUUUUGAACUGGAAAGACUAAGGCUCUCUUGGUGUACCCUUGAUAAGAGCAUAAUUGCAGAGCCACAUUUCCUAGGCACACAACAUCAUCUCCAGGUUCUUGAUUUGUCUAACAGUAAUUUGCCCGGAAACAUGCCCAAUUGGUUGUUCACAAAUGAAGCGGCACUUGUUUACCUGGAUCUUUCAAAUAACUCUUUAGUUGGAUCAUUAGAUCUGAUUUUGCAACACAAAACUAAUCUUCAAAUGGUGAACGUAUCUCUGAACCAUAUUCAAGGACAGCUGCCAGCCAAUAUCAGUUCAAUGUUUCCCAAAUUGAGGAUUUUUGAUAUUUCUCAUAAUAUGAUAUCUGGAUUUGUGCCAUCUUCAUUGUGUAACAUUAGAAGCAUAGAAUUUAUGGAUCUAUCAAAUAACAUGUUCACAGGAGAAGUACCAUCUUGCUUGUUCAGUGAUUGUUCGGCAUUGAGAGUAUUGAAAGUCUCAAACAACAGUCUUGGGGGUAUGAUCCUGGACGGGGCUAGUAACUUGUCCUUUGUGCGGGAAAUAUACCUAGACAACAACCAAUUUCAUGGGACUCUCCCUAGAAAUCUGUCUGGUAAUGUAUAUAUCAUGGAUUUACAUAGUAACAAGAUGUCUGGGGAACUCGACACUUCGUUAUGGAAUCUCCCUUUACUAGAAGCUUUGAGCCUUGCCAGGAACGAUUUAACUGGUGACAUUGGUCCAGGAAUUUGCACAUUAACAAGUCUUUUGCUGUUAGAUCUGUCAGACAACUACUUUACAGGGCGUAUUUCAAAUUGCAAUGCUCCAUUACAUCUCGAGUUUCUGAGUGUAUCUAGGAAUUCACUGUCAGGCUUCCCAAGUGCCUUUUUCAACAGCUCCUACAUUACAGUUUUGGAUCUGAGUCAUAAUCAGUUUACAGGCACUAUUGAGUGGACACAAUAUCUUUAUCAAAUCAAGGUACUUUUGUUAAGCGGGAAUAAGUUUGAGGGGCAGAUCUCUUCAAAUCUGUGUCAUCUCCAACACUUGAGUAUAAUUGACAUCUCGCACAACAUAAUUUCGGGUCCCAUACCACCAUGCAUUGGUAUCAUUCCAUUUGAAGACCCUGAUGCUAACUUGUAUAAUUGGCCCACAACACCUGUUAAUUUCUUUGGGGGGUUUGAUGGCAUGGACUUCUCAUAUAGCAGUCACUAUGACCUCCAAGGAUUCACCUUCACAACAAAAGGCAAUCCAUACAUAUAUGGACGCAACUUCUUCAUUUUGAUGUCAGGCAUCGACUUAUCAGCGAAUAUGCUGUCAGGUGAGAUUCCACGGGAAAUAGGAAACUUGAGCCAUAUCAAGUCUCUCAAUUUGUCGAACAAUUUCUUUACUGGAUCGAUUCCUGCAACCUUUGCAAACUUGAGCCAGAUUGAAAGCUUAGACCUAUCAGAAAACAGGCUAAAUGGAUCUAUACCAUGGCAGUUAACUGGGCUAUCAUCAUUAGAGGUGUUCUCUGUAGCAUACAACAACUUAUCGGGAUGUCUACCAGACUCUGGCCAGUUUGGCGCAUUUGACGUGGACAGUUACAGAGGGAAUAACAACCUUAGAUCUUGCACUGCCAGUUCAGGUCCUGUGGUCCGGAAUGGUACCGUCAUACACGUGCCUGAUGAUCCUGACCCAAUUCCCUAUGUGGUCAGUGCCGUUUCAUUCGUCUUGGCAUUUUGGGCCACUGCCACAUUCGUAUUCUGCCAUUCUUUUGGGCAGCGUGUUAUUCUCAAACUGUAGGGCUGCCAGUAAUAGGAAUUUGCUGUCACUUUAUGCGUGUGUUUCUAAACUGUGCUAUCUUUUGUUGCUUUGGAGAGAGUGUAACUCUAAAGGAUUGUUCUUCUGUAAGGUGGGUAAAUCUCACUGGAAGCCAUAUGAAAAUAAACAUGAGAAGAAAUUGUGGUGCUGGGGAAGGUAAGAUACUGCUGAACUGUUCUGGUGGUACUGUGAAUUGGUUGGAU
Messenger RNA from Lolium rigidum, 2855 nucleotides. RefSeq names its product receptor-like protein 45. Bases 16 to 2634 code for a protein of 872 amino acids. The transcript has 3 exons. Gene Ontology annotation, molecular function: protein binding. The record is from RefSeq and is a predicted model, not a curated record. NCBI's taxonomy places the organism in Eukaryota, Viridiplantae, Streptophyta, Magnoliopsida, Poales, Poaceae.